Papilio xuthus (Asian swallowtail) is the source of this 2197-nucleotide messenger RNA. RefSeq names its product protein held out wings (gene how). Gene Ontology annotation, biological process: regulation of mRNA splicing, via spliceosome. Lineage: Eukaryota; Metazoa; Arthropoda; Insecta; Lepidoptera; Papilionidae. Gene Ontology annotation, cellular component: nucleus. The record is from RefSeq and is a predicted model, not a curated record. Gene Ontology annotation, molecular function: mRNA binding. Bases 200 to 1210 code for a protein of 336 amino acids. The transcript is spliced from 7 exons.
UAUAUUCACCCACAACUUCACUUCGGUCAACUUCGUCAUUUAGUGGUGACCGAAACGUCGAUGUGUGUGGUAGUGAAGUUAACUUUUCUAACAUAGAUAUCUCACAUUAAUAACAAUAACCAGUAACUAAAGUACAAUCGCUUAUUGAACGUGUCUAAAGAAACAUUUAACGUGUCAAAGUUACAGAAUAAUAAUCAAAAUGUGUGAUAAUAACAGUCCUUCGACGCAAAGUAUAGCGGACUACUUAGCUCAGUUGCUCAAAGACAGGAAGCAACUGGCUGCGUUCCCAAAUGUUUUCAUGCACAUGGAACGACUUCUGGACGAAGAAAUAGCGAAAGUGCGAGCCAGUUUAUUCCAAAUAAAUGGAGUCAAGAAGGAGCCGCUUAUUCUACCAGAAGCCGAGGGUAUUGUUACCACACUCACAGAAAAAGUAUACGUCCCAGUCAAAGAACAUCCAGAUUUCAACUUCGUGGGACGGAUUCUAGGUCCCAGGGGUAUGACCGCUAAACAGUUGGAACAGGAAACGGGAUGCAAAAUCAUGGUCAGAGGAAAAGGAUCCAUGAGAGAUAAGAAAAAGGAGGAUGCGAACCGCGGCAAGCCAAACUGGGAGCACCUGGCUGAUGACCUGCACGUUCUACUCACAGUAGAAGAUACUGAGAAUAGGGCGAAGAUAAAACUCGCCAGGGCUGUCGAGGAAGUCAAACGUCUGCUUGUACCUCAAGCGGACGGCGAAGACGAGCUGAAGAAGCGUCAACUGAUGGAGUUGGCCAUCAUAAAUGGCACGUACCGCGACUCCAGCGCGAAGGCCGUCGUGCCCGUCAACGGUCAGUGCCUCAUAAGUGACUUCACAGCGGACGAGGAGUGGAGGCGCGUUGCUGCCGCAGCGGCGGAGACACAGCGUCUGUUGGCGCCACAAGGCGGCGUGGGCAGUGUAGCUCUCCGCACUCAGGCGCCGCUUGGGGCGCCCCUGAUAUUGUCACCCCGCAUGUCCGGUCCUGGCGCCCAGGCAGGCCUGCUGAACGGUGGAGGUGCGGGCGCCGCGGCCGGGCUGCUGUCCCCGGGCGAGCCGGCGCACCAGCUCAUCUACGCGUCUCCGUACGCUGACUACGCGAACUACGCAGCGCUCACUGCGGCCGCUAACCCGCUGCUCACGGCCGAGUACGCCGCCGCUGACCAUACCGCGUCAAGGUAUCUGCUCGCUGGCUUUUGACAAUGGCCGCAAUCGCACCAGACCACAAUAAGGCACGACAGGAAUCGACAAUCUCCGUAUCGUCUCCAACAUUUAUACCGUCCUUAAGUUCCGCGUCUGCGAUCCGUUGCGAGGGGCGCCAUCUACACUCAUAAAAGCCAUGCAUAUGCAUACAUUAAGAUAAUAUAUUUUAUUUUAAGUACGACUUAGUCUAGUGACUCGAAUAUUUGUACCUUCGAUGUUUAUAAUUUUAGACGAUCUUUAUAACCUACAUCCGUUUUGUACAGUUAACAAAAAAAUUAAGUUUAUGAACAAACUAAAAAAAAUAUUAUUUAGCAGAUUUUUUAAUAUUUAUAUUAUUUUUUUUAUUUUACAAAUAUUUAUUGCGAAUUUUAUUUGACCGUUGUCUCGUGUUAAGAAGGCAUGGAAGUUGUUUCGUUAUUUCUAGUUAAAUAUUUUAGUUUAAUCAUUUGAACUGCCAAUAGAAACGUUUCAAGUUACCGAUAUUUCAUAUACAAAGAUGUAGAUUGUUUAUAAUUUUUAUUUAUUAUAUAUUUUUUUUUCGUAGACAAAAAUAUUUAAAAACAUAUAAUAUAUCUUUAUAACCCUUGCUUGUAACAUAACUAAUAUAUUAACAAUAUGUUUAUCAGAAUGUAUGUUUUUGAACUUAAAGUUAUUAGUUUUCACAAACCAUUGAAAUCAUCAUCUUGCAUGAACUAUAUUAGAUUUUCUUUUGAUAUUUUAAUGUGAAUAACAAUUCGAGUUUUUAUUAACCACCAAAAUCUCUGAAUGACGAAUUAUUUUAUAUAUUCGGCGAUUACAAGCAAAAGGGACCAAUUAAAAAAUUUAUUAAAAAAUCCACAUACGAAUAUAAUAUUUUUAACUAUUUAAUAACACUGACAUUUUUUAAUAUUUACUAUAUACGAACAAUUCUAGAACAAUCUAGGCGGUUUAUACGAGAUUUUUUUUUAAUUUUACGUUUUAUCAAACUACAAUUUAUAAUGUUAU